UGAGGGGAUGGCUUACUUGAAUCGUCACUAUCUACCACUUUGCUGUUGCAUCCUAAUAAGAAUCACUAAAAACAGCCUAUUCCACAAUGCUAAUUUCAAAUACUAUCCAAGACGGAGACUUUGCGUUUGAGGCAAAUCCACCGCCUCCAGUUCCCUAUGUCAAGGGCCAUCGCUUUACGGUCCGCUCGCAGAACCCACCGGCCCCAGCGCCCAUCACAGAGUCCUGUAGCCUAACAAAGGAAGCGGACAUUGAACGUCGAACGGUUCCCCCACUUCAGCGUUGCAUUUUGCACCCUCCUGUGGGUGGCUCAGACGGCGACUCUAUGGUCACUUUCGAGGUAUCCCAUGAAAUCCGGGCGGGAGAAGACCACAGUGCCCAAAUUGUUGCUGUUAACAUUCUUAAUACCAGCCCUGAUUGUCCCAAAACCCUUCAGGGCGUCACUACAGCAGUUGCCAAGCUAUAUGAUCCUCUCUAUUUUGACCACAGCGAUGAUGACACGGACCCUUUCCUCUGUGUUAAGUGCCAUUAUUCGCGCGAAGCAGCCUCAUAUGCUAGGCUCUCUGACCUCCAAGGCACGGUGAUACCAGCUUACUAUGGCUCGUACUCUCUUGAACUUCCCGUGGAUGAGCCAUCCUCUAAGACACGUACAGUUCGGCUCAUUAUGAUUGAGUACAUUUCUGGGUUUUCAAUGCGCGAGCUUCGACCACGGGAUUUCUCUCAGCUGCAACGGAAGCAAAUUAUCAAACAAAUUAUCGAUGGAGAGUCCGCCAUUUAUACCCGCGAUGUGCGGCUUAGUGACCUACACCCAAGAAAUGUGAUGGUGGAGCAGGACCCUAACUCCAAAGAAAACAGAAUCAAAAGGGUCAUCCUCUUGGACUUUGGAACUAAUAUAUUAUCUCGACACUGGCUUGGGAUCCCUGAGGAAGAGCAGAAACUAUUACCUGGGACCUAUAUAUCUCCUUUGCUUCGCUGGCAUAAGGUAUGGAGGAUGGUAAACAGCUUCUCCGACUGGGUUGACUGGGAUUACCAGCCUUGGCUUCGGGCUGAAUAUGCGCAUACAGCAUCCUCCGUCACACCAUAUAUGAAGUCACAGUGGCUCUCAGAUUUUAUUUUCGAAAGACGGAACAUGAAGCGGGACGAUGAGGGUCUGUAUUAGAUUAGUUAAACUCACUGUCCAGAACCAAAUAGGUCGCUGUUUUGCCACAAGUUCCUGCCUUAUCGUUAGCAACGAGGUUAUUCCUGCCGUCUGCGGUCUUUCUUUCUGUGUUAGCCAACUUUGGCAUUAUCUACAACAUGAAUGCAGCAGAGGAGAAUAAACAUCCCC
Messenger RNA from Paecilomyces variotii, 1325 nucleotides. RefSeq lists its product as hypothetical. NCBI's taxonomy places the organism in Eukaryota, Fungi, Ascomycota, Eurotiomycetes, Eurotiales, Thermoascaceae. Gene Ontology annotation, biological process: protein phosphorylation. The transcript has a single exon. Gene Ontology annotation, molecular function: protein kinase activity; ATP binding. The record is from RefSeq and is a predicted model, not a curated record. Bases 87 to 1157 code for a protein of 356 amino acids.